AUGCCAAACGCCGCCUUUAAGGAGUCGUUGUCACCACCUACUGCAGCCGAUGUUGCCGUUCCCCAGAAUCCUUGUUCUAUUGACCGAUGGGAGAAUAUCAAUCUGAUAAGAAUUCGACUUCUGGCCCUCGCUCAAAUAAGCUUUUUGCUCAAUCUCAACCGCUUCGCUCACUUCACUUACUUCCCUAUUAUACAUCUUCCCAGACGGAGAUCAAAAAGAAAGAGAACAAAGAAAAGCAAGAGUUUCAGUUUUCCCGUUCUAUGGCUGAUUGUUGAAUCCUCUUUCUCCCUCAGAUUGCAGUGUAGCUACUGCAGCUCUGCAGCUCAGUAUUCAAUCUCUUCUUUUCUUUGUCUUCUUCGUAACUGUUCACCUGUCUUUCAAGAAACUGCGUCUGUGCUUCACCUUCUCUCUGAGAAGAACUUUACACCCCCUUCGAUCCUGCCUGCUAAAUUGGGGGAAGAUAGAGAAAGGGGAGCUGGCUUGACCAAUAGACGCCUCGGGGAAUGGUAUUGGAGCUGUAUUAUCACAAGGGAACCUCACCCCGAAGUCCUUGCCUUGACUCUCAAUCCGUGUGGAAACGGAACGAAGGCUCUCAACGGAACUUCACUCAAUUAG
Molecule: messenger RNA, 615 nt
Organism: Microthlaspi erraticum
Lineage: Eukaryota; Viridiplantae; Streptophyta; Magnoliopsida; Brassicales; Brassicaceae
Source: the annotation of a GenBank genome assembly